CUGUUACUCGCGGUCACAGUAGGCGCUCGUGACUUUUAUUGUGACGUACCAGUGACGGACCAAAUUUUCAAAACAAGUCCGACUAAAUCAGAUUACGUAUAACGUUCUGAAAUCUCUAUUCAUUACAAUGGCGUCCCGAUCUCCGUCAUCGUCCCCAGACUCAGCGACGGGCUCCGGUACUGAUCCAGCCCGGCCUGACACCGGAGAGCCGCUCGGUGGAGGAUCCGAUUCGGAUUCAGAUUUCGGAUUAGAGAAAUCUGAUUGUGGCUCUGUGGAUACAGCGCUUCGAUUGGAAGGAGCAGAGCUGGAGAACGAGUUUGAGGCGGCAGCAGACCGGGUCCGAGAUCUAGUCCAGACAGCCAGUAGAGAACAGUUGCUGUAUUUGUACGCCAGGUUCAAACAGGUCAAAGUUGGAAAGUGCAACACACCAAAACCAGCUUUCUUUGAUUUCGAGGGACAGAGAAAAUGGUCAGCAUGGAAACAGCUUGGGGACAUGAGUGCAGAGGAGGCCAUGCAGGAGUAUGUGUCUUGUGUACAUGCCCUCGAUCCAGAAGGCACCCAGAAGACGUCAGAGCGAAGGGGAGGAGAAAAGCAUACUGGAUUCGGUGGGCCAGCAGUCAGCUGUCUGUACCAGGAGGAAACGAUAAGGGAAGAGGAUAAAAACAUUUUUGAUUACUGCCGAGAGAACAACAUCGAACACGUCAGCAAAGCCAUCAGCUCCAAGAAAGUGGAUGUGAACACAAAGGAUGAAGAGGGCCGAGCUCUCCUUCACUGGGCGUGUGAUAGGGGCCACAAAGACAUGGUGUCCCUACUGCUGCAGAGUAAUGCUGAUAUCAAUAGCCAGGAUGAUGAAGGACAAACUGCACUACACUAUGCCUCAGCUUGUGAGUUUGCAGAAAUCGUUGAGUUACUUCUGAAGACUGGAGCUGACCCGUCAAUUAAAGAUCAAGAAGGCUCCCUUCCGGAGGAGGUGACAGACUCUGGUGCCAUCUCCUCUCUCCUCCGUCAGUACACUGCCCCUAAAGGAUAAAUCUCAGUCUAUGAAAUCACAAACCCAACCCAAAAGCAGACCAUUCAAUUAAAAGUUUGUACAAACUGUGCUCCUCAUCCAAAUGGUAUAUGCCGACUGUCAAAUCAGCUAUAGUUCCAGAACUGAACAUAGUUAGCAUUCUAGAACUAUUCGUUGUUAUUCUUCCCUUUGGUUUUGGACCAGAUUACUAUGCUUUCAGACAGUUAAAGUUCAGACAACCUGUCCUCCCCUGACCCAGAAUGGUACAUUCCGAUGAAUGUGUUGUUGUUACUAUUAAAGAAAUUAAAUCUUA
Messenger RNA from Myxocyprinus asiaticus (Chinese sucker), 1322 nucleotides. Its product is annotated as acyl-CoA-binding domain-containing protein 6-like. Gene Ontology annotation, molecular function: fatty-acyl-CoA binding; protein binding. Lineage: Eukaryota; Metazoa; Chordata; Actinopteri; Cypriniformes; Catostomidae. The transcript has 9 exons. The record is from RefSeq and is a predicted model, not a curated record. Bases 128 to 1030 code for a protein of 300 amino acids.